GUGUUUGUGAUGAAAGAAAUGAAAGGAAAAGAAAAGAACAGAAAAGAGAAGAACAGUAAAAAAGAAGAGGCUUACCCUUCCUCCCUCUCUCAAGAUGUUUGAUUCCUUAAGCCCUAAUACACUUGAAGUUUCAAAGCAGAUUCCCUUCACUUUCCCUUACUUUCCCGGGAAAUGUUUUUUUCAUUGGAACACUUAAAUCCUCUUGUCUUUGCUUCAAGUCCUUCCAAAUUCAAUCCAUCUGAAAAAUAUUUUCCUGAGAAAAUAUGGCUCCUCUGUUUGUUUUGACACUGUUCUCUGUUCUAAUAGUUCCCUCUUCCUCUGCUUCUUUGGUUUCUGAUUUUCAUGCUUUGGUUACUCUCAAAAAUGGAUUCCAGUUCCGGGAACCAAUGCUAAGCACAUGGAACGCCUCGAAUCCGAGAUCAGUUUGUUCUUGGACAGGAGUUCAGUGUUCCAGCGGAAGAGUAGUCUCGUUAGACUUGACAGACAUGGGUCUGUACGGCUCUGUUUCGCCAGAAAUUUCGAAACUUGAUGGGCUCACCAACAUCUCUUUGGCUGGAAACAACUUCACCGGUAGCAUUGAGAUAGAGAACUUGUGUGAACUCCAGUUUCUCAACAUUUCAAGCAAUAUGUUCAGUGGAAAACUGGAUUGGAACUACUCAUGUGUCUCAAAUCUAGAAGUGUUGGAUGUUUAUGAUAACAACUUCAAUGGGCUCUUGCCAGAGGGGGUUGCGGAACUGAAGAAGCUCCGGUACUUGGAUCUCGGUGGGAAUUUUUUUUCCGGCCGAAUCCCGCCGAGCUACGGCGGGAUACAAAGGUUGGAAUAUCUUCAGCUGGCAGGAAAUGAUCUUCGUGGGAAAAUUCCUGGUGAGCUGGGGAAUCUUACUAAUCUCAGAGAGCUUUACCUGGGAUACUACAAUGCCUUCGAAGGUGGAAUGCCACCGGAGUUUGGUAAUCUGGUGAAUUUAGUCAUCAUGGAUCUUUCCAGCUGUGAUUUGGACGGUGAGAUUCCACCGGAGCUCGGAAAUUUGAAGUCCCUGGAUACUCUGUACCUGCAUAUCAAUCGACUCUCCGGUCCUGUUCCAAAGCAGUUAGGCAACAUGACGAGCUUGGUGAACCUUGACCUCUCCUACAAUGCACUAACAGGAGAAAUCCCGCCGGAGUUCAUCAACCUGAAGAAGCUAAAGCUCCUCAAUCUCUUCAUGAACAGGCUGCACGGGUCUAUUCCGGACUACGUUUCAGAGUUCCCUGAUUUGGAAACACUGUGCCUGUGGAUGAACAACUUCACUGGCGUCAUACCAGAGAAUCUUGGCCGGAAUGGGAAGCUUCAGGUGCUUGAUUUGUCCUCCAACAAGCUAACCGGAACUAUCCCCCUAGACUUGUGUGCUUCAAAUCAGUUGAGGAUUGUGGUACUGAUGAAGAAUUUCCUCUUCGGAGCAAUACCAGAAGGCCUAGGGACAUGCUAUAGUCUUACCAGGGUGCGGCUGGGGCAGAAUUAUUUGAAUGGAAGCAUUCCCAAUGGGUUCAUUUACUUACCGGAGCUGAAUUUAGCAGAGUUGCAGAACAAUUACCUCACUGGAACUUUACCGGAGAAUGGUAACAGUUCAUCAAAACCUGUUAAUUUAAACCAACUGAAUCUAUCCAACAAUCUCCUUUCCGGUAACUUGCCAAAUUCAAUUUCAAACCUUUCUUCCAUUGAAUUUCUUCUCCUUAGCGGGAACCAAUUUUCAGGUCCAAUCCCACCUUCUAUAGGAGAAUUACGGCAAGUAGUAAAGCUUGAUCUCAGCCGGAAUUCAUUUGCCGGUGCUAUCCCACCGGAAAUUGGAAAUUGUGUCCAUCUUACUUCCCUUGAUAUCAGCCAGAACAAUCUUUCCGGUUCAAUCCCACCCGAGGUUUCCAAUAUCCAUAUACUUAGUUACUUGAAUGUAUCACGAAACCACUUGAAUCAAACCAUACCCAAAACCAUCGGUUCCAUGAAGAGCCUCACCAUUGCCGACUUCUCCUUCAAUGAUUUCUCCGGAAAGGUACCGGAAUCGGGCCAAUUCACCGUCUUCAACGCCUCAUCCUUUGCAGGGAACCCGCAACUCUGUGGUCCUCUGCUCAAUAACCCUUGUAAUUUCUCCUCCAUCACUAGCACCUCCCGAAAGGCCCGAGGAGACUUCAAACUUAUAUUUGCAUUAGGCCUAUUGAUAUGCUCAUUGAUAUUUGCUGCUGCCGCCAUAAUCAAGGCCAAGUCAUUCAAGAAAAUGGGGCCUGAUUCCUGGAAGAUGACUGCAUUUCAAAAGCUCGAAUUCACGGUCUCAGAUGUCCUCGAAUGUGUCAAGGACGGGAAUGAAAUCGGAAGAGGUGGAGCUGGAAUUGUUUACCAUGGAAAAAUGCCAGACGGAAUGGAAAUUGCGGUGAAGAAACUCCUCGGCUUUGGCCCCAACAGCUACGACCGUGGAUUCCGAGCCGAAAUCCAGACACUAGGCAACAUCAGGCACAGGAACAUAGUGAGAUUGUUAGCAUUUUGCUCCAACAAGGAGACCAAUUUCCUAGUAUACGAGUACAUGCGGAACGGCAGCCUAGGGGAGGCAUUACACGGCAAAAAGGGUACAUUUUUGGGUUGGAAUUUGAGGUACAAGAUUGCAAUUGAAGCAGCAAAGGGCUUGUGCUACCUCCACCAUGAUUGUUCACCGUUGAUCGUCCAUCGGGACGUGAAAUCGAACAACAUUUUGUUGGAUUCGAGCUUUGAAGCGCACGUCGCCGACUUCGGACUCGCCAAGUUCUUGAUCGAAGGCGGCGCAUCAGAGUGCAUGUCAGCAAUUGCAGGAUCCUAUGGCUACAUUGCUCCUGAGUAUGCUUAUACAUUGAGGGUAGAUGAGAAAAGUGAUGUGUAUAGUUUUGGAGUUGUACUUUUGGAGCUUGUCACUGGGAGGAAACCUGUUGGUGGUUUUGAUGAAGGUGUAGAUAUUGUUCAAUGGGUGAAGAGGACUACAAAUUGUUGUCGAGAAGACGUUACUCUCAUUGCUGAUCCAAGGCUAGUACUUGUACCUAAAGAUGAAGCAAUGCACUUAUUUUUCAUUGCAAUGCUAUGCAUACAAGAAAAUAGUGUUGAACGUCCCACAAUGAGAGAAGUGGUUCAAAUGCUAUCAGAGUUCCCUCGCCAUUCUCUAGACUCUCAAUCUUCUUCUUCCUCAAUGGUUCAUCUUCAAUCGAAGAAUCUAGAAAAACAAAGGUUGCCUUAAAAAUAAUAAGAUAAUUAUCCUUUUUGAAACUUUUUAUUUUUUUGUUCUUUCCUUUUAUAGAGAUUAUGAAUGAUGUUUGUUUUAGCAUUAGUAUGUGCAUUCAACUGUAAUUUUUUUUUCUUCAUAAUUGUUGAAUGAGAUUUAGGGCAUCGGAGAUUUUGUUGGCAGGAUAGAGUAGGAAUAAAUUGUAGGGCACAUUGCUUUUCGAAAGGUAAAUGUGCCCUUAGGCCGUAGGUAGAGAGAGCACAUUCCAUGCAUCAUAUAUAUCCUAAUGUAAACAUAUGUAAUAUUUGACUGUUGAUUAAAUUUUUCCUUCUUUU
Messenger RNA from Rubroshorea leprosula, 3544 nucleotides. The record is from the annotation of a GenBank genome assembly. NCBI's taxonomy places the organism in Eukaryota, Viridiplantae, Streptophyta, Magnoliopsida, Malvales, Dipterocarpaceae.